CUGCCAGGCAAAACCGCAUGGAAAAUGCAUCAGAUUUAACAGGCAGUUACGCACCAGUUCAGAGCAACUUUCCCAGCCAAUUAUCUUCAAGGCCCCCACGCUAUCUGUGUUUAUGAAUGUCCAAGCCCCAGCAUUCUUUGGUGCUUGUGAAGGAACGCGAGUUUCAUUUCAAGCCGACCAUUUUCUGCCAAGCUGCCCCUACCUUCUACUUCAAAAUCCAGCAACAGUACCAGUAGAAUGAUGAAAGGACAGAUGCACAACAUGCAAUCGGUCCUCCUCAUGUGUGUGCUGACUGUAUUGACAUUGCAUACAUCAGAUGGACAGCACUUGACAGAUGAGACCUGUACUGUCCAGAUUCUUGUCCCAGGACUCAAAGGUGAACCAGGGGAGAAAGGACCAAAGGGAGCCCCGGGAAGACCGGGGAGAGUAGGCCCUCCAGGGGAAACUGGUCAACCUGGACUUCAAGGACAGAAAGGCAUUAUGGGACGUUAUGGAAAGGUGGGCCCAAGUGGAAUGAAAGGUGUAAAAGGAGACAUGGGGGAUCCUGGACCAAAAGGCCCAGAUGGAGAGCCAGGCGUCCCAUGUGAGUGCUCACCUAUAAGAAAAAUGAUUGGAGAAAUGGACAACAUUGUGGCCCAACUAUCCUCUGAACUGAAAUUCAUCAAAAAUGCUGUCGCUGGCAUAAAGGAGACAGACAGUAAGGUCUAUCUGUUGGUGAAGGAGGAGAAACGAUACACUGAUGCUGAGCUCUACUGCCAGGCGAGGGGAGGGCACCUGGCCAUGCCCAAAGAUGAGGGAGCCAACUCGGCUCUCGCGGGGUACAUUACAGGGAUGGGUCUGGACAGAGUCUACGUUGGCAUUCAUGACCUGGACGUGGAAGGGAUUUUCAUUUAUGUGGACCGCUCUCCCAUGUCCAUUUUCAGCAAAUGGGGAAAAGGGGAGCCCAGUAAUGCUUACGAUGAUGAGGACUGUGUUGAGAUGGUGGCCUCGGGCGACUGGACAGAUGUAGCGUGCCAUGUUACAAAGUAUUUUGUAUGUGAAUUUGACAAGGACACUGUCUGAGUUCCGAUAAUACUGGCUAAGAUGGACGAGACCAGAUUUGAAAAAUAAAUAUCACUUGAUAAUGAGAAUCCCAUUGUAAAUGCCAUAACAGACAUGAGAAGUUUGUCACAGGUCUGUGAUCUAUUUGUGGUUUUGUAUGGCGGUGAGAAGGGGGGGGUGCAUAAUGCCAUGACGCAUAAUUCCAGCCAGAAUUAAAAUUUACAAAAACUAUGACAAAAAAAGCGGCUAAUCUAACUGUGGCCAUCCAAAUUUAUUCAUAAAUAAAUAGAUGUAUGGUAUGGGAAACACUGCUAUGUAAAGUAUAUGAGUUUAGAUAAGACA
Molecule: messenger RNA, 1383 nt
Organism: Doryrhamphus excisus (bluestripe pipefish)
Lineage: Eukaryota; Metazoa; Chordata; Actinopteri; Syngnathiformes; Syngnathidae
Gene: colec11
Product: collectin sub-family member 11
Source: RefSeq, a predicted model, not a curated record